GGCUGUUUUUAUGGGCUUUGAAGAAUUGAUAUUGUUGGGCUUUGAAGAAUUGAUGUUGUCCUUACUCCUGCCUGAGCACUCCUCCACGACAAAUCUCAGAGCUCGCAGCAAACCACUCCUCCUCUCUCUGUCGUCGUCGAUUGUCGCUUUUUCUUGGACAACCACCGAUAGCUUUAAUUUUUUCGCACGAUUCUAAACGAAGGAGCGAGCAUCAUCUUCCGUCACUAACAUCUUCGAAUUCAAAGAUUUCCUUUUUUCUUUUUUAUUCUUUCUCUGUUAUUUCUUUUUUUUCAUUUAGCAACCGAUUGUUUUCCUUUCUUUUUGUUUACUCUUUCCGGAAGCUUUGAGUAGAUCCUUUUGUCUUCUCUCUCUAUUGAGAAAAAAAGGAAGAAAAGCUUUGAAAUCUCAGAGAAGGGUUCGUCUUCAACAUGGCGCUUUGAUUCGAUUUGAUGUCUUUGAACAUAUGCUUUUAUUCACCAGCCUUGUAAUCGCCUGCGUCUUCUUCCCCGAGCUCGCGGUUGAUUCGCCGAUCGACUUUGUAAUCGCCAAUAAAAAACGACAAAGCUGUUGAAUUGAACACUGCCAACUUCGAUUCAAUUCUUAAAGACACCCCAACAAAGGUAUGAAGAACCCUCACUUCAGCUUGCCAUGUUGUCCUCUCUGAGAAAAGCAAAGGAAGCCGUCAUUGCUAGAUUUGAUGAAUGAAGGAGAAUAUGAAGAAAUGAGAUAAAACAGAAAAACAAAACAGGCCGAGGCCCAACAAGGUGAAAGCCUAGUCCAAGAAGCGAAACCCAAACAUGAAGGAAGAGAGAGAUUGAGAGCAGACAUCACAGAGCCACGUGGGACACAUAAGGAAAGUGGGAACACGUGGACAGCCGGCGUCGUCGCCGGUUACCGACUGACACCGGAAGGAACUCCAAACCACCGGUAAUCGCUGGAAAAGUCGCCAAUUCUUUAAGCUUCAAUGAAAUCCGACGGAGUCCAAUAAGCCUGCCUUGUUGUUAAUGGUAAGAGUUUAUAAAUAGGAAAUUAGUAAGGCUAGGAAUAAUAAUGCGAUCAACACAAGAACUUUUUAAUCGAAUUAUUUUUACCUAGAACUUAGCCAGAUGAACUCUUGGUGCAUAUUUAUGAGUUAUUACUCUAUUCUUAGAGUUUAUGAAAUUCACAAGUCGUCAAAUUAAGCUAUUACGAAGUAAUUGUAACUACAAGCAUAUACUACUAAGUACAAGUCGCAAUUUGGUCACAGACAUAAUAUCCUCGGAAACUGGGCACAUUGUUGCGACGGAAAUGUUUUCGUCGGAAAAAAGUAGCAAAAUCUAUUUUUAAUCGCCGAUAAGAUGUUUUCGUCUUGUCAGAACCUCCGUGAGUUGAAGGAAAAUGAUUCGCGGCGGAAGAAACAACAUAACUUCCGCUCCGGCGUUUUCGAAAGACGCAAAGAAGCUUCUUCUAUGCACAGCCAACACCGUCUCUGUUUACCGCGUCGCCACUGGCUUAAAGAUUACUUCACUCGAGGAUCAUACAGCACCUGUGACGACUGUGAUUGUUGAUAUGGCGUCCAACGAGACCCACAGUUACUGUUGGACUUCGUCGCUCGAUGGGAAAAUUCGGAUUUGGGAGUUCUCGGAGCCGAAGCUUUUGAAGACAUUUGAUACCCACCUUCCAAUUCACUCUCUGGUGAUGAUUCCAUCUCACGUGUCACACUCCGUGAUUGCUUAUGUUUCGGUUGAGGACUAUUCAAGUGUGUCCAGUGAUUUGUUUGGACAAAUCCGGAGAUAUGAUCUCACUGAAGAGCCUCUUCCUAGUGGAGACAUUUUGAAAGAGAUGGAAGAACCAAAACCUAUUGUUCUAAGUCCCUUAGGAGAUUUUUUCGGCGUCUGUCAUAGUUGCAAUAUACAUAUAUGGAAUGCCUCUCUUGGGGCAUCAGAGCAUCUCAAGCCAAAGGAGACGACAUUACAUCACACAGAGUUGAUUACUGUUUUUGCUUUCCAUCCCAAUCAGAGAAUAUUAGCAGCCGGUGAUGUAAAAGGAAGAGUGUUAAUUUGGAAGGAUAUUGGUAAUGGAGAACUUACUUCAGUGAAAAGUGAAGGUGAUCCUGAAUCUUGCACUGCAUUCAACUGGCACUCCGCUGAAGUAACCGUCCUUAAUUUCUCUUCAGAUGGAGCACUGUUGUAUUCUGGGGUAAAGGAAGGUGUUUUUGUUGUUUGGGAGCUAGAUACAAGGAAAAAGAAACUUUUGCCAAAGAUUGGAUCCCCGUUGUUGUAUUUCAUCUCCUCUUCAGAUCCAACUCUUUCUUCUGUGAUUUGUGCAGAUAAUCAGAUUCAUCUUUCAAAAAUGCCUUCCAUGGAGAUACUGAGAACGAUAUCUGGAAUCAAGCCUCGGAGAUCAGAGCGUCACGGGUUUAUAUGCUACGUUAAAACGAGGGAUAUAUGCCUCACCAGAACUGUGUCCAUUGAUCGUUCUUCCGGUAUAGCUGCUUUCUGUGCAGAGAAUCAUCGUGUUCAACUCUACAACCUUUUAAGUGACCAUGAAAUUUCAGAGGUUCAAAUUUGCGAGAGAAAUCAUCAUCCAGACGGUGAUGAAGUCCGGGUUCUCGUGACUGCGGUUGCUCUCUCUCGGAAUGGCUCAGUGAUGACUACAGCUGAUGCCAGAUUUGCUGCAAGCAAUUUCAGUGAAGGCUUAGUUUCUCUCAAGUUUUGGGUGUUUGUACCGGACAGCAAAACUUUCAGCUUAUCGACAGUCAUAAAUCAACCUCACAGGGAAGCUGCUAUCACAGCCAUUGCCCUUAACCCCGCCCGUUCCAUGGCUGUUAGUAUAUCUUCUGCUGGGGACUUCAAGAUUUGGGUUUGCAAUAGCGACAAGAAUCUGACACCUGAGGAUUCAAACUGGAUAUGUCAUGGAGAUGGCUCUUACAAGAGAACGCCAAUAACAGCUGCUGUUUUUUCCGGGGAUGGUUCUUGUCUGGCUAUUGCGGCUAAAACAGUUAUUACGAUCUGGCACCCGUUAAAGAACGAACUCUUGUAUGUAGUUGGAAAGGCAAAUGCGACAAUUAUGGAACUCUCAUUCACUGGAGGAGGCUUCCUUAUUGCUGCAUCCCAUGGUUCCACACCGCACUUAUCUGUCUGGGAUUUGAUGACGUUCUGCUUAUCAUGGUCUUAUAGAUUAUACAUAGAAGCCAUUGCCACUGAAGUGGGCUCGCCAUACUUUGCAGUAUUAACAUGGCUUCCAGAAUCUGAUAGGUUGGUAAAAUCUAACGGACAAAUGUUCUGCGGGAAAGAUGGUGCUAUCCUCUUGUUUGAUGGGUCAGGCCCUAAACCAGUAGCUAUUUGGACUGUAAUGAAGGCCAGGGGAGGAACGCUUUCAUUUGUGGAAGAUGGUAAAAAGUCUCAGCCACUUCUCGCAUAUGUAAACAGGAGCCAUGAAUAUGUUCUUUUUGAUCCUUAUGGCGAUGAAAAACUUGAGACUAGCGCCAUAGAUUAUGAAGUUUUUCUUGCAGCAAUAAGCAAGAAGACGAAGAGAUCUAGGAAGAAAGCAUUGAUGUCAGAGAAACCUUGGGAAACAAACUUUUGUGGAUCAACGCUCAAUUUCCCGCCUUUCCCCGACGUGUGCUCUGCUUUCUUCAGUUCCCGGAUGCAGAAAAAGGUGUGUGAGAGAGCAGAGAGAGAACCUGAAAGUCAUAGCUCUUGAGAGACCAGAGAGACAACCUGAACGACAUAGCUCUUGAGAGACCACAUAUUUUGGAACCCAUUUGGAUGACAUCAUUUUGUUAGAAGCCUUUUUGUUAGAGAUACAAUAUGAUUCCUUCAGCUACUAAAAGGGUUUUUUUGAUAUUAAUUGGGCUUCAUUCAUCAUGUAGAACUUGCUGAUUUGAGGUGUAUAAUGUAAUUAUAUUUUUUUAACCAA
Molecule: messenger RNA, 3900 nt
Organism: Arabidopsis lyrata subsp. lyrata
Lineage: Eukaryota; Viridiplantae; Streptophyta; Magnoliopsida; Brassicales; Brassicaceae
Product: WD repeat-containing protein 75
Exons: 17
Coding region: 1378-3684 (768 amino acids)
Molecular function (GO): protein binding
Source: RefSeq, a predicted model, not a curated record